CUGCGCUCGGCUGCGCUCGGCUCCGGCUCGGCUGCGCGCAUGCGCAGUGUGCGGUGCCGCCGCCAUGAACCCCCUGACGAAGGUGAAGCUGAUCAACGAGCUAAACGCGCGGGAGGCGGAGCUGGGCGUGCAGGAGGCGGUCUCGUGGCACGCGGAGUACAAGGACAGCGCCUGGAUCUUCAUCGGCGGGCUGCACUACGAGCUGACAGAGGGCGAUGUCAUCUGCGUGUUCUCGCAGUAAGUGCGCAGCCCCCAGGCCCGCCACGCCCCUGCCGCUGCCUCGGGUGCUCAGGAGUGUGUUGCAGGUACGGGGAGGUCGUCAACAUCAACCUGGUGAGGGAUAAGAAGACCGGAAAGUCCAAAGGCUUCUGCUUUCUGUGCUAUGAGGACCAGAGGAGCACCAUCCUCGCUGUUGAUAACUUCAAUGGGAUCAAGAUCAAAGGAAGGACAAUUCGAGUGGACCAUGUGGCCAAUUAUCGGCCUCCCCAGGACUCUGAUGACUUGGAUGAUGUUACAAAAAACCUCCAUGCAAAGGGUUGCGGAGUUAAAACGCCACCUCAUACGUCCUCUGAUUCCCUGUCAGAAGAUGAUGGUGCGCCUGUAAAAAAGCCAAAAGGUGAGAGCAGAGAGGAGUGGCCGCAGGCGAGCUCCCAGCCUGGGAAGAGAGCGCCAUCUGUGGAGGAGGCACAUCCCAGGAUCAAGAUUAAGAAGGAGAAGGAGGACCCAGCCUACGAGCGCUACGCCAGCGGGAGCCAGCAGCCCUGGAGGGGCUCCGAGAGGAAGCCUGCAAGCAGAACACAACGGGAAGAGGAUGAGCGGAGGCACCAGAGGCCCCUGGAGAGGAGAGGGGAGAGGAGCUGCCAGGAGCAGCGGGGCCAAGGCGGGUUGUGGGAAGGCAGGCGGGAGGAGGCUGGCAGGAGGGGUGAGUGUUUCGGUAGCCGCCGGGGAGAAUGUCCUGAGGGUGGCCGGGCCCGGGAGCGCAGCCCCCGGGAGCUCUGGCACCGGGAGCGCAGCUCCACCAGGGGCUCCAGCCGCUGCUGACACCCCAAAACCUGCUUGGAGCCUCCCCAGGGACCUCCAGCCGCUUCCACUUGGGUUCCUGUUCCCUCCUGGGCCAGGGCUCUCCUCACCACUGUGGUGUGGACCAGGACAUUCCUUAGUUGCUGUCUGGCCCUUCCUGCAGCCAUGGACUCUCAUCAGGAUGCUGCACUGCAUUGUGGAGGUGGUCCCUGGGAGCAGCAGCAGCAUCCCAUUCCCAGAAUACCUGGGUCUAUAGAGGUGUCCCCCUUGUGCACUGUUGGGAGAGACAGGCUGGUACCUUGUUGGCCUCAUAUGCCGGGACUGGGUCCAGCACUGUCCAGCACCAUGCCUGGAUCCUGUGCUGCAUCCCCAGGGCUGCACUGCUGCAGUGGAGCUGUUUACUGUUGGUUUGCAUUUUGGUUUAAAUGACUUUUAUUAAAAUGUUGCCUGUUAACUCA
This is a messenger RNA of Pezoporus occidentalis (night parrot), 1478 nucleotides long. RefSeq names its product RNA binding motif protein X-linked 2 (gene RBMX2). Bases 40 to 1041 code for a protein of 333 amino acids. The transcript is spliced from 5 exons. Gene Ontology annotation, biological process: mRNA splicing, via spliceosome. Gene Ontology annotation, cellular component: precatalytic spliceosome; catalytic step 2 spliceosome; U2 snRNP. The record is from RefSeq and is a predicted model, not a curated record. NCBI's taxonomy places the organism in Eukaryota, Metazoa, Chordata, Aves, Psittaciformes, Psittacidae. Gene Ontology annotation, molecular function: RNA binding.